Clarias gariepinus (North African catfish) is the source of this 2724-nucleotide messenger RNA. RefSeq names its product guanine nucleotide binding protein (G protein), alpha inhibiting activity polypeptide 2b (gene gnai2b). Gene Ontology annotation, cellular component: heterotrimeric G-protein complex. Gene Ontology annotation, molecular function: GTPase activity; GTP binding; G-protein beta/gamma-subunit complex binding. The transcript is spliced from 9 exons. Bases 693 to 1760 code for a protein of 355 amino acids. The record is from RefSeq and is a predicted model, not a curated record. NCBI's taxonomy places the organism in Eukaryota, Metazoa, Chordata, Actinopteri, Siluriformes, Clariidae. Gene Ontology annotation, biological process: adenylate cyclase-modulating G protein-coupled receptor signaling pathway; gamma-aminobutyric acid signaling pathway.
GCUCGGCGCUUUGAGGUUUUUGCGGGCUCGCGCUCUGUUCAUUCCGCUUAUAUAAAGUUGAUAGGCGCUACGGGCGUGGACGCGCUGAACCAUAGGUUUAUGAGGGCUUUUCCCCUCCUCUCUCGUUCGCUCCUUCGUCAGGUUACGUGUGCGCUGUGAUGUUAAGUGUUUAAUGUGGGGUAGAUAGGAUAGCUGGGAGUGGGAAGGCAGAAUUCCGCCUGAGUGGUGUUUGUGCGUGUUGACUGUGCGCUCCUCGGCGUGUGAGUGCACGCGCGGCAUUGGGCUAACGUCUGAAUGUAACUGUCGCAGGCUUUGAAGGCAUUCGCGCGCGAGACUAUCGAUCUGUCGUGAAGGUGCCUAGCGGCAACUUUGAGUGAAGAGCUCCCUGCCUGCUGCGUGUGUGAGUGUGUGUGGAUUUCUAAUGUCAUUCGGUUGAUGGAGCGUCGCAGGCCUCCUGUUUGCCGUUUGCCGAGUGCAACUUUUUAAAUUCGUGACAUAAUUAUAUUGCGUUGGUCCGUCGCGUGCGCCUUCUUCACCAUUUCCGUUUCUGUUGAGUAACUGCGCUCGAGCCGCACGCUUCUCCUGCUCACCACUUCGGCGGCUCGACAUACCGUCGCUUUUUUUUUUUGUAAUAUUGUUUUCUGUCUUUUAAAAUCGUGGUCGGGCAUCGAGCUGGUAGUUUACUCGGAGCCAUGGGCUGUACGGUGAGCGCCGAGGACAAGGCGGCCGCCGAGAGGUCGAAAAUGAUCGACAAAAACCUCCGUGAAGAUGGCGAGAAAGCGGCGAGAGAGGUGAAACUGCUUCUGCUCGGUGCAGGGGAAUCUGGAAAGAGCACCAUUGUGAAGCAGAUGAAAAUCAUUCAUGAAGACGGCUACUCGGAAGACGAAUGUAAGCAGUACAGAGCUGUUGUGUACAGCAACACCAUCCAGUCUAUAAUGGCCAUCAUCAAAGCCAUGAGCAACCUCAAGAUUGAUUAUGGAGAUUCAGCGAGAUCGGAUGAUGCAAAGCAGCUCUUUGCACUCUCUGCCGCAGCAGAAGAGCAGGGAAUCCUCCCAGACGAUUUGGCCAACGUGAUCCGCAGACUGUGGGCUGACAGCGGGGUGCAGGGCUGCUUCAGUCGCUCCAGAGAGUACCAGCUUAAUGACUCGGCUGCCUAUUAUCUGAAUGAUCUUGAGAGGAUAGCACGAGCAGACUACAUUCCCACCCAACAGGACGUGUUGAGGACCAGAGUGAAAACUACCGGCAUCGUCGAGACACACUUCACUUUCAAGGACCUGCACUUCAAGAUGUUUGAUGUUGGAGGGCAGAGGUCUGAGAGGAAGAAAUGGAUCCACUGCUUUGAAGGAGUGACUGCCAUCAUCUUCUGUGUGGCUCUAAGUGCCUACGACCUGAUGCUGGCUGAGGAUGAAGAGAUGAAUCGUAUGCAUGAGAGCAUGAAGCUCUUUGACUCCAUCUGCAACAAUAAAUGGUUCACAGAGACCUCUAUCAUCCUCUUUCUCAAUAAGAAGGAUCUGUUUGAGGAGAAGAUCACACGCAGCCCUCUGACCAUCUGCUUUCCUGAGUAUACAGGAGCCAACAAAUAUGACGAAGCAGCAAGCUACAUCCAGACCAAGUUUGAGGAUCUGAACAAGAAAAAGGAUACAAAAGAGAUCUACACCCACUUUACCUGCGCCACCGACACCAAGAACGUGCAGUUUGUGUUUGAUGCCGUCACCGAUGUCAUCAUCAAAAACAACCUGAAGGACUGUGGGCUUUUCUAAUGACAGUCAGGGAAUAUGCCAAGGAAGAGCUCAGCUGUGUGUUGCACCUGCAUUAGCACUGGGCAUCACAAUGCCAGACUGCCUACAGCCAUCCAGACAAAAGCUGAAUUUUCAUCUAAUACCUUUUGGGGAGAGGGAGGGGGGCAAGAGCCACAGCAAAGAGAAUAUAUAGGUUGCAUAAUCCCACAAGUCACCUAAUUUUUUUUUUUUUUUUUUUUUGUAAAUAUUAUGAGGUUAUUUUCUUUAGAUUUAAAAAGGCAACAAAUCGUUUCUGAUGUUUGUCUUUCCUCCUUGACUUUUGUUUUUGAGUACGACAGCGCAAAAGAAGAGAAUGGGGGGAGAAAUAUUUGAUAAAUAAAAUUUCUUUUUCUUUAACAAAUGUGUGAAUCUUAAUAAACGUUCCUGUGUAAUGUCUUUUGUAAAAGCUAUGUAAGCACAGAUCGGGAUCAGUUCAACUUUUGCUUUGGUCUUAUUUUCCCCCCCUACUAGUUACACAUGGAUUCCACAUUCCUGGCUAAGCUGUAUGAUGUGCUGUGUGAUGGACCACAUUUAAAAUGAAUGAUGAUAAUGAAAUAAAAAGAACCAAUAGCUUGCUCUGGUUCAGCCACAGCGCGACACGCUCUCAGUAAUUUGUCUUAACACGUUUAACAUUCUCAAAUCCUAGCUUCACUUUGCUCAGCACUGUACAACUGUGACUAAUAUGUAAGAUGCAUAACUAUGUCUUCGCUCGUCCCUUUGUGUUCCUGCCCCAACUCUUUUAUUCUGUUUUGUGCCUUGACUUCUGUUGUUUCCCCACAUUGUCUGUAGAGUUUAGAGCAAUUUCAGUUUGCGGUAUCUAAUGAAGAUUUUAAACAUGAGGUUUGUGCUUUUAGCAGACAAUAAAAAAACGUGACCGCCAUCUGAUUAAUAUAAAAAUGCCAUGAAAUGUUUUAUUGAAAAUAAAACUUGAUUUCACAACUGUGAA